UGCACAGAUUUACACAGUAUAUGCCUAAUAAACCCAACAAAUUUGGCAUCAAAUUCUGGCUUGCAUCAGAUGUUAGUAGUAAAUAUGUUUUGAAUGGUUUUCCUUAUUUGGGAAAAGUUGAACAACGAUCAUCGUCAAUGCUUCUCAGUGAACACGUUGUUCUGAAACUUGUCGAGCCAUAUACAAGCUGUGAAAGAAAUAUUACGACCGAUAACUUUUUCACUAGUAUGUCACUCGUGACAAAAUUAUUAGCCAAAAAAACAACUCUAGUUGGAACUAUUAGAGGAAACAAAAGAGAACUACCAAAAGCAACCAAACAAACGAAGGAUAACAUGCCUCGUUUUUCUACUCUGCUAUAUAAAUCAGAGAAUUGUGUUCUUACAAUAUAUAAAAGCAAUCCAAAUAAAAGAGUAGCUGUUCUAAGUUCUAAGCAUAAAUUUGUGAAAAUUGAUAAAAGUAAUAAAAAAAUGUUACCGGAAUCUAUUCAAUUUUAUAACAGCACAAAAUUUGAAGUUGAUAUAGCGGGUCAAAUGGCCAGAAAAUAUACAGUAAGAGCUAGUUCUCGUAGAUGGCCCACCCAAAUAUUUUUCAAUAUUUUAGAUUUGGCUGCUAUAAAUGCUUGAAUCCUUUACAAAGAAACGAUAGGAAUACAAAUACAACGAAAAGAGUUCUUGUUUCAAUUAGCAGAACAGCUUUCCACCAAAUACAGAGCUGCAAGACAGUAACAAAAAAUACCAGAUCUUUUGGAUUUUUUUAUUACUAAUGGAAUCUGCAACUCAUGCUUGCAUGUAGAAUCUAAUCAAGAUUUAUCGUCGGACCACACUUCCUAAUAAACUACAAAAAAGUUCUCGGGUUACAUAAUUCUAAAACUAAUUGGGAUUGUUACCGGAACUACCCCUAAAUUAAAAUAUAAACUUAAAUAUAAAUUUAAAAAAACCCACGCUCAGCUAGAGAAAUCCACUAUUAACUUUAUUUGCACUCUUCAACAGGCAGCUAAACACGCCAUAUCGCGUAUAAUCACUAAUAAUCCUGUAGCACAUGUUCCAAUUGAAAUGCCGAGCCAUCUGAUGAUAAAAAUUCAGUCGUCUAAAAUUCUAAAUCGAAAAAUAGUAAACAUAGCAAUGAUAUCUAGUUGGAUUGAAUCUGUGAAAGAUGACCCUUGUUAGCGUAGAGAGAGAAUAGAUGUACUGCAAAAUAUGUGAAAAACAGAUUCAGUGUUACAGAAGAUUGCAAAUAAAACAUCAUUUAGACACAGGAGUAUAACAAGGAGUAUAACACAAGAAAAAUGUUACAGAAUGUAAUAAAAAUAUUGCUUAUAGUGCAAGAUUUUUGAAAAAAAUAUAUAAGUUAUACCAAAUGAAUCAACGUUUCGCAAAAAUUAUUUAGAGAAUUGCUAUCAUUUGACCGUUGAAAAAAUUCGGGAAGAUAUUGGCAACAAUUACAUGUGGAUUCUAGUGAAUGAGACGGCAGAUGUAACUGGUCGUUACAUAGCGAACUUAAUUGUGGGCAAGUUAUGCGAGAAUCAAGAAACCCUACCGUUAAACUGGAAACAGAUCAUGCAACUAUUGCACGUUUUGUGAAUACCGUUGUUUUGUAAAUACACAAUUUAAUGACUGAUAAUAUGGAAAAAGCCAUUGUAACGUACUGUAAUUUAAACUAUAAUAAAUAAAUUUUGUUGCAUACA
Molecule: messenger RNA, 1684 nt
Organism: Megalopta genalis
Lineage: Eukaryota; Metazoa; Arthropoda; Insecta; Hymenoptera; Halictidae
Source: RefSeq, a predicted model, not a curated record